This is a messenger RNA of Funneliformis mosseae, 1201 nucleotides long. The record is from the annotation of a GenBank genome assembly. NCBI's taxonomy places the organism in Eukaryota, Fungi, Glomeromycota, Glomeromycetes, Glomerales, Glomeraceae.
ACGAUUUGAUGAAAUGGAAAGACACCUUCGUUUCUUUAAUGCUCAGGUUGAAAAGUCCGAUAUUCCAGUUCGUCCUUUAACCGGCGAUGUAUCUAGUGCACGUGUGAGAAAUGCUCAAGAGGUCGAUGAUCUCGAGGAAAAAAUAAGUGAACACGAACGUCGUAUUACACAAAUGAACAGCUCACAUGAAACUUUACAAAAAAGAUAUUUAGAAUUAACGGAGGCUAGACAUGUGCUCAAAGAAACUGCUGUCUUCUUCGAAGAGGCAGUAUCUCGUCAAGAUAAUAUUCGUCAAUCUUUUGAUGAACCUAGCGUCCCUUUACUUGAUCAAGACGUUGAACAAGGCGCUGCUCCUACUACCAAUCAAGAAAAUGUAGGAUUUCAACAGAACCUCGGAUUCGUUACCGGUGUAAUCUCCAGAGCAAAAAUGCAAACCUUCGAGCGAAUCCUUUGGCGAGCUUUACGUGGUAACUUAUAUCUGAAUUACGCAGAGAUCGAUGAACCGAUUACUGAUCCCGAAACCGAUGAAACACUUGAGAAGAAUGUGUUUAUUAUAUUUGCUCACGGAAAAGAAAUUUUGAAUAAAAUAAGGAAAAUUUCAGAGUCAUUAGGUGCAACACUUUAUCCUGUAGACGAUAGUUCAGAUAAAAGGCGAGAAAGUUUAUUGGAGGUUACUGCACGAAUCGAAGAUUUAAAUUCUGUGCUACAAAAUACUAAUAAUACUAGGAGAGCUGAAUUGGUAAAGGUGGCUGAUGAUCUUACAGCUUGGAGUACUAUUAUUAAAAAGGAGAAAGCUAUUUAUCAUACAAUGAAUCUUUUCAACUAUGAUGUAAAUCGUAAAUGCUUGAUUGCUGAGGGUUGGUGUCCUAAAAAUGAUAUUAAUCAAGUCCAUCAAGCACUUAGGAAUGCAACUGAUGCUUCAGGUUCCACAGUGCCAUCCAUCCUGAAUGAAUUACGUACUACAAAAGAACCACCCACUUUCCAUCGUGUCAAUAAGUUUACGGUUGGCUUCCAAGAAAUUGUUGAUGCGUACGGUGUGGCUAGAUAUCGUGAAGUUAAUCCUGGAUUAUUUACCAUUAUUACUUUCCCGUUCCUCUUUGCUGUGAUGUUUGGUGAUUUUGGUCAUGGUAUCUUAGUUACGUUAGCGGCUUUAUAUUUCGUAAUUUUCGAGAAAAAGCUUGCUAAUUCUGGAAAGGGAGAA